UACGUUCGUAUGCUGCAUACAUUCGUAUCCUCUGACUCGGAGCGGGACCUGUGAACACGCACUCAUGAAAGCCAAUCAUAAUGUCACAGAAGCGCUGCAACGAACCAUUGGGUUCAUGCAGAAAGAGUUCGAGCGCAAUGUCUUGUCGAGCCAGUUACUAGACAGAUUAGCUCGAUCGCAUUCUCAUAAUUUUCGGCCUCGUGGUCUUCUUUAUACUGAAGCAGCGCAUCGUCGGUCGCGGGCUACGUAUCGCCUUUUUCUGGACGAGGUUUGCCCAGCUCCUGCUCAAGUACGCAUGUUGUGGUGUAGAAGGCUGGGAUAUAAUGAUGACUGCGUCGGCCAGCACUGCUGCCGCGUCAGUUGUGCUGGCGUCAUUGAUAGGUAGUCAGCAUGAUGGAGCUGGUCAGGAACACACCAUAGACGUGUCUGAAACCCCUAGUCUCUCAACAUCGGCUGUGGAGCCAUGAACUACUGGACAGCAUAGCAGAUGCGCAUGAUAAUUUCAACUAUUCAGCACUGCAGCUUGCGGGACGCACGGACUCAAGUACAAAACAACUAUUCACAUGAUUGGAUCUGGCACACGAUGCGUUGUGGGCGGGACGUAGUC
This is a messenger RNA of Suillus subalutaceus, 607 nucleotides long. RefSeq lists its product as uncharacterized. The annotation marks the transcript as partial. Lineage: Eukaryota; Fungi; Basidiomycota; Agaricomycetes; Boletales; Suillaceae. The record is from RefSeq and is a predicted model, not a curated record. The transcript has 3 exons.